AUGGAUUCCAGGAAGAUGCGCAGGCGCAAGAAGAUGACAACUUCGCCGGCGGCGGCGGCGGCCGUCGACCUCAUCAGCGAGCUCUCCGACGACGUGCUCCUCCACAUCCUCAGCUUCCUGCCGGCGGCGAGCGACGUGGCGCGGACCACCGUGCUGUCGAGGCGGUGGCGCCACCUCUGGAGCGCCGCGCCAUGCCUCCGCUUCGCCGUCGAGCCGGCGCCGCCGCCCUCGACGUCGUCUCGUCGUGCUGACACCGGCAGCCGGCUCGUCGCCGCCGUGGACUCCGUCCUCGCGCGGCGCGCCAUCGACGGCGCCGACGUUGAGACGCUGAAGAUCUCCUUCGUCUUCAGUUCAUCACCCAACGACGGCGGCGGCGGCGGCAGAUCAGCGUUCGACGGCGACUGGCACGACCACGCCGACGACAUCGAGUCGGAGCACGUCGCCGCGUGGCUCCGCUUCGCCGAGCGCCAUGUCACCGGCGACUUCAGGCUCGACGUGCCCACCCUGCCAAGGCAGAGGCGCCAGGCCGAGCUCCCGAGCUCGGCGAGGUUCAAGUCGAUGCGGCUCUGGCUAGCCUACGCGGAGCUCACGGUCCCGACCGCCGCCGCCGCCGCCGCCGACCGCGCGUUCGCCGCGCUCACCGACGUCCGGCUCAGCACGGUCAAAGUCGACGACGUCAACGGCCGCCGCCUCUGCGACCUCUUCUCGUCGCCGGCAUGCUGCCCGCGGCUGCGCAGGCUGACGCUCAAGCUCUUGGGCCUCCCCGACGUGAAGGCGGUGGAGGUGGACGCGCCGGGCCUCCGGGAGCUCGCCGUCACGGGCGUCUCCGUGGACGAGAUGGCGGCGCCGCCGAUGAUCUCCGCGCCGAGGCUGCGGCGGCUGACGUUCGAGAGCGACGAGACGUGCCGCGGCGGCGGCCUGAUGGUGCUGGACGGCGCGCGCAUGGAGAUCGACAUCUUGUCCCAUGGCUUCUCCGGCGUCGCCGACAACCGGGACUUGGCCUGGUUUCUUCAGCACUACGCCGCCGCGGAUCGCCUCGACGUCCGACUCCUUGUGCCAUUGGGCGAGGAUCUGAUGAAUGAUAUACCAGAAUUUCCCAAUGUUACCGAGUUGAGAAUAACUGCACAAGUGUCCAUACCUACACACACUAUUGGAGCAAGCAUAGCCAAGUUCGUCGCGAAGUGCAGCAGAAUCGAGGUGGUGAUUCACAUCCUGGCUGCAAAUGUGAAGAACCUAAAGAUUGGAAGGACAUGA
Molecule: messenger RNA, 1254 nt
Organism: Oryza sativa Japonica Group (Japanese rice)
Lineage: Eukaryota; Viridiplantae; Streptophyta; Magnoliopsida; Poales; Poaceae
Source: RefSeq, a predicted model, not a curated record